This is a messenger RNA of Lontra canadensis (Northern American river otter), 420 nucleotides long. Its product is annotated as keratin-associated protein 6-2-like. NCBI's taxonomy places the organism in Eukaryota, Metazoa, Chordata, Mammalia, Carnivora, Mustelidae. The record is from RefSeq and is a predicted model, not a curated record. The coding region runs from base 1 to 420 and encodes 139 amino acids. The transcript has a single exon.
AUGUGUUGCAACUAUGGGAACUCCUGUGGCUAUGGCUGCGGAUGCGGCUAUGGCUGUGGCUAUGGCUCAGGCUAUGGCUGUGGCUAUGGCUCAGGCUGUGGCUGUGGCUAUGGUUCCCGUUGUGGCUGGGGCUACGGCUCAGGCUGUGGCUGUGGCUAUGGCUCCCGUUGUGGCUGGGGCUAUGGCUCAGGAUGUGGCUGUGGUUACGGCUCAGGCUGUGGCUGUGACUAUGGCUCAGGAUGUGGCUGUGGCUACGGCUCAGGCUGUGGCUGUGGCUAUGGCUCCUAUUGUGGCUGUGGCUAUGGCUCAGGAUGGGGCUGUGGAAAAGGCUCCUGCUGUGGCUGUGGAUAUGGUUCUGGCUCUGGCUGCUGGGGCUACCGGCCAUUUUGCUACAGAAGAUGUUAUUCUUUUUGCUGCUAG